GUGCGCGUUCUCGUGUUUUGAACAAGUCGACGUGCUCGCGCUCCUACUGACGACUUACCUUGCAAACCGGAGCUUCUCUGCUGAAGUUAAUCCAGAACAUCAAACCUGUGUAAACUCGACCAAGUUCAACCAUUACAUUAAGAGCGGGUGCUUUGUUUCUCAAGUCUCUUCCUGGUUUCUGUAAUUCCUCGGGAGGAUUAUUGAUCCGUUCAGAGUUUUGAACGUUUCUGCGGUUUGCGGGCGCUUCUCGUCGUUUCAUUUGAGGAGUGGAGUAUGUGGGCCAGCUGCUGCGGCUGGCUCUGUCUGGAUGACUCCACCGUGGACGACACCAGGAGCAGCACACGUCACCAGGCCUUCACCAACUCGGGCUUCAGCAGUUACCCAUCUCCCACUGCUCCAGAACACACCUGCAAGGCUUGUGGAGGCCGCUUCGACAGCAUAGCCAGAAAGCACAUGUGCAUGGACUGCAAGAAAAGCUUCUGCAGCCGCUGCUCCACGCAGCAGGACCUCCAGCCAUGGCUAUGCCCCACAUGCCAGCGUUUCCGGGGGAUCCUGUUCGAGCGCGGCGAGCUGAUGAAGCUCAAGGUGAAGGAUCUGAGGGACUACCUCCACCUGCACGGGAUCCCCACGCAGAUGUGCCGCGAGAAAGAGGAGCUGGUGGAGCUGGUCCUCGGCCAGCAGACGCCUAUAUCUGACACACACAUUCCUCCACCCCUAGUGAGCACACAGGGACCCCCUGACACCCCAGUCAUAACCGUGAGCCCGCUGGCGGACAACAGCACUACUGAACUGGGACCUCGGACUCGAGCAGAGGUGGGUAGAAGCUUGGCUGAGGCGACAGCUGAAGGCGAGACGGACGCUGAGCUGCAGGAGGAGCAGGAGUCGCAGUCCUCAGACUCGGAGGAAGUGCUGGCUCCGGGGCGACGGGCAUCUCUCUCUGACCUCCGAUCAGUGGAGGACAUCGAGGAUCUGAGCGUCCGGCAGCUGAAGGAGAUCCUGGCCAGGAACUUCGUGGACUAUAAGGGCUGCUGUGAGAAAUGGGAGCUGAUGGAGAGAGUGACGCGUCUGUACCACGACCAGAAGGACCUGCAGAACAUGGUGUCUAACGCCACAGAAGGCACAGACGCUGGCGCUGGGCCGGCCGUGGACGAGAGCCUGUGUAAGAUCUGUAUGGACUCGCCCAUCGACUGUGUUCUUCUGGAGUGCGGACACAUGGUCACGUGCACAAAGUGUGGCAAGCGCAUGAGCGAGUGUCCCAUCUGCCGACAGUACGUGGUGCGAGCAGUGCACGUGUUCAGAUCCUGAGCAUCAAGAGCCGUUCUCCACUCCCACAAUCCUUACUGUAGAAAACCAUCAGGUGGCCUUUAAUUCAUGCACGGUUAUCUUGUGCCACUUUACACAAUAGCAAAUAAGAUCUCUCGAGUGACAACUGUACUGGCUUCAGUUUAAUUUUCUUCAAGUAACUUCUAAAGUGUGCCUU
This is a messenger RNA of Carassius carassius (crucian carp), 1480 nucleotides long. RefSeq names its product E3 ubiquitin-protein ligase rififylin-like. Gene Ontology annotation, molecular function: ubiquitin protein ligase activity. The transcript has 7 exons. NCBI's taxonomy places the organism in Eukaryota, Metazoa, Chordata, Actinopteri, Cypriniformes, Cyprinidae. Gene Ontology annotation, cellular component: cytoplasm; plasma membrane. Gene Ontology annotation, biological process: protein K48-linked ubiquitination; negative regulation of extrinsic apoptotic signaling pathway via death domain receptors; proteasome-mediated ubiquitin-dependent protein catabolic process. The record is from RefSeq and is a predicted model, not a curated record. The coding region runs from base 274 to 1305 and encodes 343 amino acids.